GUUAUUUAAGGCGAGUGUUACUUUGUGUGUAGUUGAGCUAUCUUACUGCUUUGGCCUGGAAGAAGUCUAGAUGAGGUAUAUUCUAUGCUCAUUGCAUUCAUAAUGGAACCAGCUACAUCUACUAAGAGAGUCUUCAUAAGCCUCCCUAAAAUAAACAUGAGGCGUUUGGCAGAAAUAUACGAACUGGACCAUGGACUGCUUGUUAAGAAUCUGAACCCUUAUAUAAAUGAGGGAUAUCUACAAGCUUACUUCCGAGAAUGGGGCAAUAUAACAUCAUGCAAGAUCCACAAGGACAACUCCUCUGGAAGUCGCCAAGGCCUGGGUUAUGUCAGGUUUUCCUCUGAGGCAGAAGCUGACAUGGCAGACUGGGCUGGACCUCAUAAUAUAGGAGGCACCGAGGUGGGGACCAGGAGAGUUUAUAGCCCAAAGAUGAAAGACGAACCAGCGAGUGAACAAACAAUGUCCAAGCAAAGACCACGACGAUCUAUGGGCCUUGGAUACCUUCUUGAGGAUGCUCAAUGGCUGGAUGACGAGGAAGAGGAAUAGAUUAUUGUCCUUUUUCCUAGUGAAUAAAAUAGGCAUGUGUUUAAGCAUAGGGAUAUGUAUGUUUCACUAAAAUUGUCUCCCCACCUUCAAGAAAAGGCUAAAGACGCACUUCCGGGAGUACAACGGCACUUAAGAAAUAUCAGAUGUUAGUUUCCUCCAGGAACACAAUGACACUUAUUGAGGGACUUGUUGGUUAGUUGUAACUGAUUUAACUACUUGUACUCGCUGUGAUUUAUAUGAUUGUUGCUUGCUUUCCUAUAUGUACACUCUUGCACUUUUGAGGGUUAUGUUGUUUAAUUUGUAAUUUGUUUAACUACAAGCUCUACAAAGCUUCUGCUAAAUGAAUAAAUGUAAA
This is a messenger RNA of Osmerus eperlanus (European smelt), 901 nucleotides long. Its product is annotated as heterogeneous nuclear ribonucleoproteins A2/B1. Bases 85 to 546 code for a protein of 153 amino acids. The transcript is spliced from 5 exons. Gene Ontology annotation, molecular function: RNA binding. The record is from RefSeq and is a predicted model, not a curated record. Lineage: Eukaryota; Metazoa; Chordata; Actinopteri; Osmeriformes; Osmeridae.